AUGGGUACGACAGAGUCGGUCUUUGCUGAUGAUACAGUAGCUGACGAGAGUGUGGGUAGGACUUCGACGCAUUCGUCUGUAUCGGGAAACGUUCUGGUACAGCACACUUCGUCUCGAAGACGUGUGCGUAAAAAUAUUGACGCGUCUAGACUGGAAACUCCUAAAGGCCGAAAUCCCCCGCCGCCAAUUUUGAAACUGUCGGGCUUACUGUUGGGGCUCCCGGGUACAGGCAAGCAAACUUUGCUGCAACGACUUGAAGGCAAAGACCCAUUUGCUGCAUCUUCCGCCAAGACAAGAUCCAACCGAACCGUCGCCCCCUAUCAAGUGCCGUCAGGAAAAGCGAGAUGGGAGCGCCUACAAUUACAGAUAAAUAGCUUUUCUGCGCCAAUGUCUGAGUAUGAAGCUACCGAUUUCUGCGUAAUUUUGAUCGAUCCUCGCAACGAUCACAGCGUCACGCGAGAAUUCAUCACGACUGCAAUUGAGACGCUACUAAAGACAACAAGAGAUGAAGAAACGGGCUUGACUCUUCCUUUGUGUCUCUGUCUUUUAUUGAAUUUUCGGGAUUUACAAGGCAAAGAGGAUGAACGCUGGCUCGAUGAGUCUGAUGUCAAAACCUGGACCAUGGAAGCGCUGCACGCAUGCCCAAACUUGGAACCCAGUCGACUAGUACUUCAGUGCGGAGCGUCUUCGCUUUUGAACUGCUACGGCCUUGCCCUCCUACAUCAUUUUAUCUACCAGGCUUACUUGCAGCGCAAACAAAAUGAAAUCGAAAGACUACUGCGUACGGUCCAGGACGCACAAAUAGAUGCUCGCUCUACGACAUUGCAAUCGUACGAGGAUUACUUAAGUGUAGCAAACGGGGGGCAACUACCAUCAAGUCGGCAGCAGCAAGAGCAUGAUGUGUCGCAGCCCGGAAAGCCAAGUGGGAUGGGCGAGUCUACUUCUGAACGUGGACCCAAAGGAGAAGAUUGUUCUACAGGACGACGACGUGUCGUUGCGAACAAUCCCUCUCGACCAUCUCCAGCGGCACCUUCCAGAUUUGCUGCCAUAUCCAAGGAUGCUUUGGAAGAAUUCUUGGCCAGUGAUGACAAUGAAGACGCGCAGCUGCCAGUUGGGAAGGCGGACAACAUAGCCUCCAGCGACUUAGAUGAUGAAGACGGUUUCUACUUAGAUGAAGAUGGUCGUCAUCUUGGGGGUGUAGAGGACUCUUCAUCAAAUGAAGAUGGCGUCGAGUCUCAAAAUGUCGCGUCCAAUGAUGAUACUAGAGGCGUACAUACCGAUCCAGGAUCUCAGAACUCUGCCGACAAAGUCGGACAGACUCAAGGACGAGAGACGGGGCUGAUUUCUGAAGUUGUUACAAAAAGAGGAAAUCAUGUAAACGCUUCGGAACAGACUCCUGUUCCUUUGCCAAACGCUUUGUUGAGAAACGUGGACGGCAAGAGGUCAUCGAACGACCUGGCACGGAAACUGACAAUGGCUGGUAGCAGUCUUGGAAGCGAAGAGAGUAAAUACGAGCAGAACGCAAGAUCCUCUGAAAGCACUGACGUCGACAGUAAAAAGAAAUUGGUACAUGCCUAUCCCUGUUCACACUGAGAAGACCAACGCACUUGUAGCUGGU
Phaeodactylum tricornutum CCAP 1055/1 is the source of this 1618-nucleotide messenger RNA. RefSeq lists its product with no specific name. Gene Ontology annotation, molecular function: GTP binding. Gene Ontology annotation, cellular component: nucleus; cytosol. The transcript has a single exon. NCBI's taxonomy places the organism in Eukaryota, Bacillariophyta, Bacillariophyceae, Surirellales, Neidiaceae. The record is from RefSeq and is a predicted model, not a curated record. The coding region runs from base 1 to 1593 and encodes 530 amino acids.